Messenger RNA from Aaosphaeria arxii CBS 175.79, 1890 nucleotides. RefSeq lists its product as uncharacterized. The record is from RefSeq and is a predicted model, not a curated record. The transcript has 3 exons. The coding region runs from base 1 to 1890 and encodes 629 amino acids. Lineage: Eukaryota; Fungi; Ascomycota; Dothideomycetes; Pleosporales.
AUGCCCCACCUGCAUGGUCACCACCACCAUUCUGGGAAACGACUGAGGCAGUUCCUGCGACCUAACGGCACGAAAGUGCACAUUGCCAGCUCUCCAGAAGAUGCUGAUCACAUCCGCAAAGGACUUGCGGACGGCGAGAAAGAUGUUGAUUAUGAUCUCUUCAUCCACGGCUCGCCUGAGCACAUUGACGCUCUGCGCCACACCCACGCUCACCAUGAGGAUAUGCAUCGCCAACUCAAAGAAAAGCAUGGCGACAUUGUGGACGAGUUCGAGCGCGUACUUCGCGAGAUGGACGCUCUUUCAAACGAACUCCACAUGAUCUCCGAGCACGCCGUCCAACUCGACGCAAAUUUCUCAAAGUACGGCUACUCUGCGCACUUGAGGACCAAAGACGAUGCCUCUGAUGACUCCAGCUCUGGCUCGUUCGACAAGAAUCAAUGGGAAGCUGAGCGAAAGCAAGGCGGGACUAUGCGCUUCUACCAGAGACCCAUCGUGCGCCAGUACUUCCACAAGGGGCUCCUCUGGCGUGCUCGCGAGGCACAGGAGGUCGGCAGCUACGAACUGUUCGUGGAUCUCUUCUACGUGGGAAUCAUCGCCAUCACCGGAGACCAUGCCGCCGAGCACCCCACGGGGAAGUCCCUGCUCCACUUCGUCAUCAUCUUCAUUAUGAGCUGGAAGUUCUGGUCCGAUCUUGCGACCAUUAUAGGCUGGAUAGACGCAGACGACCUCAUCCGCCGCCUCUCCGUGCUCUUCAUCCUGACCUGUCUCCUGGGCUUCACGACGAACAUCAACGACGCUUGGGAGCACACCUACACCCCUCUGGUCGCAUUCUAUCUCGCAUCCCGGCUCUUCGUCGCAGCGUCGUACACUUGGUUCGCGUGGAAGAUCCCCAUGGUGCGCGCGACCAUGAUUGGUAACGCAAUCAUGAUCAUCAUCCCCUGCGCCUUCUGGGUCGCAAGCAUCCACGUCGAAGAAGGUACCAAGCAAGGCCUAAUCUGGCCCGCCAUAUUCUUCGACCUCUUCGGCGCCACGAUCCUUCUCCACCUAUCACGACCCGCCUCCUGGAUGGGCCAGACCUACAUCCGCUGGGCGAAAGAGAAAGCCUUCGAAUUCACGCCCGCCGCCAACAUCGAGCACCGCAUCGAGCGCACCGCCGCCUUCGUGACGCUAGUCUUCGGCUCCUGCGUGCUGGGGCUCCUGUACCAGAGCUCCGUGGGCUUCGGCAUCAACGCGUUCUUCGGAAAAGCCGUGCUGGGCCUCAUCCUCGCCUUCACGUUCAACUGGAUCUACUUCGAGAUCGACGCCUGGAACCUGCACACGCACGCCAUCCGCCGCUCCGUCUGGUCCGCGUCAAUAUGGAUCACCAUCCACGCCCCCUUCAUCAUGUCCUUCGUCCUCGGCGCUUCCUCCCUGGGCGUCCUCGUCCGCGCACACGACACCCACGACGCCGACGUCGAUACCCUCUACGAGACCUUCGUCGCGCGGUCCGAGGGCCACCUCCCGAGCGGGCUGCCGUGGUUCUUCUGCGGGGGCGUGGGCGUCGCGCUCGCGUGCAUGGGCGUCAUCGCUAUGACGCAUAUCCACAAGGUUAUCCCUAACCAGCGCCUCGGGAAGCGCGUGCGUCUCGUUUUCCGGUUCGUCGUCGCGGCGGUUAUCAUCGUGCUGCCGACUGCGCAUAUGGAUAGCUUGGAUCUCGUGGGGACGACGGCGGGGCUCGUAGUUGCGGUGCUGGUGGUCGAUGUGCUGGGGAGUACGUGUCAGGGUGAGAAUCUGCUUGCUAGGUGUAAUGUCACGAGGGGGGAGUUGGAGGAGAGCGUCAAGACCGGGGAGGUGCUGCGGGUGGAGGAGCUGGCGAAGAGGGAUGGGAAGGGUGAGGUCGGCGCUGUUUAA